ACGGAGAGAAAUUAUCAAGGUUUGAUGUACUUCAGAUGUGAACAUGGAUUUUGAAACUUUCCUGAAGGAUUACAUUUGGGUGCCGAUUGUGAUAGGAGUGUUGUUGGUGAUAAUCAUUGUUUUUGUACUGUGUUAUUGCUUCAGAUGUUGUAGGAAUCGAUCUGGACAUGAAUAUGUGCCAUUGGUACAGAAUAACAGAAUAGCAGGUAGACGUUACCAGGAGAUCGGUAUUGGCCAGCGAAUGGACUUGGAGAGGAAUCAGAAACAGAAAGCACUUGAAACAUCAGCGUGGUUGAAUGCUCAGUAUUACCUUCGUGUAAAUCCUAAAUACAGCGAUGUCAAACAGUUCGAAAGUCUUGGUUCCCGUCCCCACAAGAGCUGGUUCCGUGUUAACGAGAUGUGGCAACAGAAGAAUCUUAUAAUGACAAUGGCAAAUAAACCUGACAAAAUGAUGGCGCCUUUCACAAGCACAUCUCGUGUUACUAUAAAAGAUAUGUUGGAUUUACUACAGCAUCCAUUUAUAUAUCCAAUACAUGAUAUCGACUACAUGGUGGACCAGAGUAUUGUGGUUGUACUGUAUCCAAUAUGUAAAAGAGGAUCAUUAAAAGAUUAUAUAUAUCAGAACAGCUUCACUGAACCGUGGAGGAAUAAAUAUAAAACUAAGAAAAAAGGUCUCAGUGUAACUCAGAUAAGAUGUUUUGGAAAACAGAUACUUAUGGCUCUGAUAUAUAUAGAAGAAAAGGGAUUUCCUCCACAUGGUCAUGUACAUUCUGGUAAUAUUGUUUUAGACAACAACUCUUGUAGACUUAUGGGAUGUGAGAGUUCAUUUAUUGGAGAAGAACCAAAAAUAUAUCCACUCAUAAAAAAGAAACUCAGACACAACAAAGAAGCUAUAGAUAUUAUAUGUUUUGGUCAUGUGAUAUAUGAAAUGUGUGUAGGUGCAGAACUUGACUCUGCACAUCCUCAGCCUGGGCAUCUCAGUUUGUGUAAAAACCCAGACAUUGUUGCUAUUCUGAAUUUCAUUUUUCCUGAAUCAGGAACAAAUUAUCCAUCUUUAAAAGAGAUUGCAGGACAAGAUUUUUUCUCACAAGUUCCAUUACCAGUGCUAGAUUCCUACCGUUUUGCACCAAUUAGUUUGAAUAAGGAAAUGAAGAACAUAGUGAAAGCAAUCAAGCGAGGCAUACCUAUGUUGACUAGAAGAAAAUCUAAACUGAAGAGAUCGGCCUCGAAUGCCUCAGGUCUACAAGUAUCAGUGUCACACCCAGAUCUCCACCAGGUUGAUGAGACAAAACUUCCUACCUCAUCAGCAGUGCCCCCACCUCCACCCCAGGGUGCAGCCCCUCCACCCCCACCUCCAGCAGGAAUCCCUCCACCUCCGCCUCCAGGGCCACCAGCAGGGGCACCGCCCGUACCUCCAGUAUCUAAAGAUCGGGGUGCAUUGCUAGGGGCUAUCCGCAAAGGAACAUCGCUUAAAAAGACCAAAACAAAUGAUAGAAGUGCCCCAAAAGUUUGAUGCAGAAUUGGCUAGGCUUUUAUUCAAUUUCAUUGCAAUUAUAUAGCUUACAUUUUUCAGCUGUAAAAACAGCAACUGUGUUUCUAGUUGCUGUUAAAGCAAAACAUAACCAUGACAAAAGCAGUAAAAAUUAUGAAGGGCAUUUGUCAGAUUGUUGUAGGAUCAGGGAUUAAGUGCUUAUUAGCAAAAACUUGGGAGUUUUUAACCCUUACCCUGUUAAAUUUCUAUAAUGAACUUGUCCAUCUUUCAGUUUGGACAGUGUCAUUAACUGUUAAACGGGGUGCUUACCAAAAAUAAACUGACUGAAUGGCGAACAGUGCAGAUCAUGAUCAGACUGCAUGGAUGUGCAGGCUGAUCAUGUUCUACACUGGUAGCAAAGGCAGAAUCAGUCGUGUUUAGCAUGAUAAGGGUUAAGAUGAUCUUUACGUUAAACGCAAGAUAUUUGUGUUCAGAGAUUUAAAAAGCUGCAAGACUGUGAUGACCGACUAAUAUCGUUGCUAUUUUUUAUGAAGUGUUGUGAUAGUUUUAAACAUAUCAAAUUUAUAUACUUGUUGAUUCAAUGUUAGCGAUUGUAUGCUUAUAGCAAGAAAUCAUAUAUUUAUGUUAAAGGCAAUAAACUUGUAUUUGUUUAAACAUUUAAAUGCACAGUGUAUUGGCUAAUCAAGGUGCAAAUUUAAAAUCGUUUUCUUAAAUCAUUGAAUGAUAAAAAGUAGUGACAAUUAUAUGGUUAGAUAAAAUGUUGAUGAGUUAUGUACAAAUUACAUGAAAGAAUACUGCAUUUAGUGUGCAACCCCAUCUUUGUUCAUUUGAAACACAAAUAAUAAUUCACAUGAGGAAAUUUUACAGUCAAAAUGAUACAUGGGUUCUGACUAAUACUUUGUCAAAUUCUAAGCUGAAUUCAGCUUGUAGAAAUGCAUCCUAUUUUCUUUUUUACUCAAGACUGGAUAUAGAUUAAAUAUCUUGCUAGUUGUGUUUUCGCUGUACAGUAUAAUUCUCGAUUCAGGAAGAGUUAUUUUGAAUACCAUGUAAUGUAACACUACAGGUGAUAAUCAAAACUUAAUUGACCUCUAUUUUGUUGUAUACAUUUGGAACAUCAUGACAAACUUCCUUAUUUUGGAGGCAACUUUACUGUGCUUCAUUUACAUAUGAGUUUUAUAAGUCAUAAAAGCUUAUCAAAAAUUUACGAUGCAUAAUAAAAAUAAACAUGUGGCCAGUAUCUUAGUCUGGCAUUAUGAGGUUUGGUAGGUCAUGAUGAAAAAAAAAAACAACAGAAGUUCUGUUCAAUCUAAUCUAUCAAAUUUUGUUUCUAACAUUUUCCUACAACUGGGUAUUCUGAUAUAGCUAACUACUGAAUUUGUAAUUCUUGUCUCUAGACAUACCAUGGCUUAACCUUUAGCCAGCUAAAUUUCUAAAUGGGUUUUCACUGAAAGUUUACCAACUCAAUAGCAAACAGUGGAGACCAUGAUUGUGCAGGCAGAUCUUGGUCUGCACUGGUCACAAAGACAGAAUCACUUGCCAGCAGCAGGCUAAAGGUUAAUACUAGAAAUAUUGUCACCAGAGAUUGAUAUUCAGACAGCCAUUUUACCCCCAAACAGUUGCUUCUUUCAUAACCUUCUGAAAAUCAAAAUAAAAGAGUGCCAAUAUACUAUUUGUAAACAGUGAAUCAGUGCAAUACUCUUUAGAGUCCCAGUACAUAUUUUUAUUUAUUUUUGAUCAAUUGUUGUUAAGGGUUACAUUUUUUUUACAUUUUUGUAUUAAAUUUUGGCAUGUUUAGAUUUUUUGUUGUUAAUUUGCUGCCAGGAAUAAUUCAUGAAAUUAUUGUAUCAACAUUUUUACCAACAUAGCCAGCUAAGUAUUUGCGUAGUGUAAGGUAACUAUAUAAUGUUUACAUUGACCAAGUUGUGAUACAAGAGACAAUCCGGACUAACUUUGUUGAUGGUUUAUAAGAUCUGAGUACAGUAGUUUCAGCAGGGUAUUAUUCAAUACUGGUAGUUCUUAGCUGUAGAUAGAUUUAUUUCAACAUAAAACAUACAGUUGCAUGUCACUAUAUAUUUAAACAUAUAAUUAACAAUAAACAAUAUAUAUGAAACAAUAAUAAACAUUAUAUGCUAUAAGAGUUAAGAUAUGGAAAUGAUACCCAUGACAGCCUGUGCCAUUGGUUAAUUGGACAGAUUUGUUACAGAAUUGCUCAAGGUGCUUUUUUAUGCCCCCAGCAUCUACUGAUGUGGGAGGCAUAUAGUGAUUGUCCUGUCCGUCCGUCCGUUCGUUAGAAUUUCUGUCCAUCCGUCCGUUCGUACGAGAUUAACCAAAUUUCAUCUAGCAUCAAUACCCCUUACUAGAAUGACUUGAUACUAAUGCAGAUGUAACCUGUGACCAUUCCUCAUCUUCAGACAUCACCUGACCUCAGUUUGACCUUGACCUCAUUUUGGACUUAGGUUGCUUUAUAUGGCCCAUCUCUUGGUUAACCAAAUGGGACCGUUUCAUCUAGCACCAAUACCCCUUACAAGAAUGAAUUGAUACUGAUACAGAUGUAAACUGUGACCAUUUCUCAUCUUCAAACAUCCCCUGACCUCAUUUUGACCUUGAUUUUGACCUUGUUUUGGACUUGGGUGCAAAAUCUAUCGACAAGGAUGCCACUGGGGGGCAUCAAGCAUUUAUUGAACGCAGCUCCUUGUUUCUUCUAAUCUUCAUUGAAAAUAAAAUUUGUUACAUUUGUAUUUUGUAUAGAAUAAAAACCAUUCUUUUGGAUAUUAACAUGUUUUUCUCUCGGCAUACUUAGAUAAAUUUUGAUUUUAAGAAUAACGAAAAUAAUGAAGAAGUGUAGCUACAUUUUAUCAUUUAAACAUCCGAUGAGCUCAUAUACAUUAACUAAUCCCUUAUUUGGUCCAUACUAGGCUGUUACAAUUUACACCUCCGAUUGAGUGAAAUAUUGAGGUGUGUUAUACUAGAAAUGUAUGAACUAGCAGAUUAUUUGUGAAAAAAAAAAAUGAUCCAAUAAAGAAAAAAGCUAGUUUUACAUGAUACAAUAUUAUAGUUUUAAUUUAGGUAUAGUCUCACACUGUUGUGACAUCAUCAUAUUUUGAUAAUGUUACUGCUGAAUCAUUGAAUGGUAUCCUAGCAAGUUUGCUUACAAGCAUUUUUGCACAGUUUAGAAUGUGUUUAUAGCUCCACUCACAAGUCAGUAGGACAUUUUAUCGUUAAACAUAAUUUACUUUUAGUAUAUUGUUUAGUACAGAAAUAAUACAUAUGAGCCGUGCCAUGAGAAAACCAACAUAGUGGGUGUGCAACCAGCAUGGAUCCAGACCAGCCUGCGCAACCGCGCAGUCUGGUCUGGAUCCAUGCUGUUCGCUUUUAAAGCUUACUGCAAUUAGAGAAACCAUUAGCGAACAGCAUGGAUCCUGAACAGACUGCACGGAUGCGCAGGCUGAUCUGGAUCCAUGCUGGUCGCAAACCCACUAUGUUGAUUUUCUCAUGGCACGGCUCAUAUACAGAUUGCAUAUAAUGGAAAUAAAGACAGAAUCUUCAGGUUACAAUCAGAGGGGGUAAAAUGUAACAGCCAAUUAUUAUUGUAGAAUAAUAUGCAGAUUGUACUAAUGUUAAGCACUAUUUAUAUCAAAAUAAAAUGUUUUUUCAUGACAUUUAAGUGCAUUUCCAUGACUGAAUGUAAGAGUGCAAUGUAUUCAUAUUUUAUCUUGUAUAGAACACAGCUGAGUUCUAUAUACCUGGCACAUACUCAAGACAGUUUCUGGCAUUUACAGGAGCUACUCGGUAUUUUACAGCUAUGAUUAUUACUGUUCAAGACAGUUCUUAACAUUUUAUCUUGAAAUAAUAAGAAUAAUAAAACAA
Molecule: messenger RNA, 5359 nt
Organism: Mercenaria mercenaria
Lineage: Eukaryota; Metazoa; Mollusca; Bivalvia; Venerida; Veneridae
Product: slowpoke-binding protein-like
Exons: 14
Coding region: 44-1513 (489 amino acids)
Molecular function (GO): actin binding
Source: RefSeq, a predicted model, not a curated record